Acanthoscelides obtectus is the source of this 2069-nucleotide messenger RNA. NCBI's taxonomy places the organism in Eukaryota, Metazoa, Arthropoda, Insecta, Coleoptera, Chrysomelidae. The record is from the annotation of a GenBank genome assembly.
GUAGCUUAUCGGAUAUUUUUGCUAUAAUAGCACAUUCGUUACUGUAGUUUAUGAUUCUGAGUACGGUUGUUGUACAAAUAACAUCAUAACUGAUCUAGUGGUUUGUGUAGGUAAUAAAUCAAGUGCAUCAAAAUGCAACUAGAGGCAUACUCAGAGUUAAGGAAGGCCUUAACCCUAGAACCUUACCCAUAAUAGAAUAAAGUAGCAGUACAAUACACUUUUUUAACAUUAAUUUUAUUCACAUUGAUAACAAUUAAGGCUUAUUAAUAAACAUAGACAAUUUCAGCAAAAAAGGUUCUGGAUAUAGUUGUCAACAAAGAUCAAAGAGGUAGAAAAACUGUGCAGUAUUUGAUCCAUUUCCAGAAGACAAGAAAACUCUUAAACAUGUGAAUUCUUCUACUCUGUAGUUAAUUUAAAAUUUUUAUUCUGGUGCAUACAGCACAGAAAUAUGAAAAUUGAGCAAUGACCCGUUCAAGUACCCGCCAUCGUUUAGUGCGUGCAAAAACUAGGUAAGUUCCGGACUUCCGAUGUUUUUGCACUGAAUGUGUAUUACGUUGUGUUAUUUGAAUGGGGAAGGAGUAUCCUGGUUUACAAAGUGUUUUUCCAGAAUACACAUCUACCUUUAAUGAAGCGUUUCCACUAAACACGCAUGUUGAUAAAAAAAUGGACUUCAAUGUUUUUACAAUGACAGAUUCAAAUAUAAACAUACCAAGUAUCUUCUGGAGGAAUAUUUUAAUGAUUUAAUUAAAAUAUUUCAACUAUCAGUCCUUACAAGCCUCAUUUUAGGGUUGGAAUUCGUCCUGGGACAGAUGUGUUGAUGAAGAGUUUGUAUUAAAAGACACACCUGAGAACAGACAGUUACAAAAAGACCUAGCAGAAAAAUCCCAACUCCAACUUGGAGCAUACUUAUAUCGUAGAGAACGCAAAAAGAGCCAGAAAAAUAGUGAAAGAGCAUCUGCUUCAGAGGAUGGUAGUUCGGACAGUCCUACAAGAAUGGAUACUGAUGAUGGACAUGGAAUGACUACUAGCUCAGAGGAAGAUUCUUCUAUUGAAGAUGAAAUUAUACAUAUAGAAAUUACACCAGACCUAAGGGAGAUCCUUGAGUAUGAUUAUUAUGCAAUUAAAGAAAAAAAUAAGUUGUUGAAGUUACCAGUUGAACCACAUGUUGCAUCUAUUCUGGAACAGUAUUACAAACACUAUGUAACAAAUCAAAUUGUUGGACUGACAGAAAAAUCUACUCCCAAAUAUAGACCUCUUCCAUUCCACCAGAAUAAUGUAAAGCCCAAACCUGAGGAUAUACAAAAGAACUUACAAGUCUGCCGUGAAGUCUUAGAUGGUCUGAGGAUAUAUUUUGAUAAUUCAAUAAAUGAUCUGCUUCUUUAUGAUCCUGAAAAAGGUCAAAUAGCAACAAAGCAGGUUGUUUUUGAAUCUCCUUGCUCGGACACCAAGACUGAGAUAAAAAGUGAGGGCUGUGCAAAUAGUAACAAUGGCAAUUAUACUGGAACAAAUGAUACAGAGUUGAGCAGAGUCACUGCUAGGAGACGUACUUUAAGGUCAAACAGGAGUGAUUCUCAAGUAAAUGGCAAUGCAUCUCCAUCUGAGAAUAAUAAUUGUAACAGUACUCAGCCAGGAUCAAGUGUUGCAAGUGGCAGUUCCGAUUUUGCUGGGCCAAUUACAAAGACACUGACGUGGCAUCUGCUUCCAGACUAUGUUCUUCAGCAGCAACCUCCACCACCAUGCAUGGUUUAUGGCGCCACCCAUUUAGCAAGGCUCUUUGUCAAACUACCAGAAUUACUGACUGCUUCCAAUAUUGCUGAGGAGACACUUAAAGUGUUGCUUCGACAUAUUGACAUGAUUAUAGACUUUCUGAGUGAGCAUAAAGAAUGGUUUGGAGAGCACUACUAUAUCGACGCAUCUUAAUAUAAGUACAAUUUUAAGGAUAUUACUUUAUCAAAAAUUGUGAUCUACAAUUUAAUGUAUACUUAAGUUUAAUUUUUCAUGUAUUGUUAGGUAUGUAGAAUUUAAAAACGUGAACUUAGAAUAGAAAUAAAGAAAUUUCCAAAGUUUGA